UGUGUGUGUGUGGUGGGGGGGCACACACUGGGAGGUUUUUCGUUCUUAAAGAGACGUUUCCCCAUUUUUCAACAGUCGUCUGAACAGAAAGAGGAAGAGAAGCUGUGUGUGUGUGUGUGUGUGUGUGUGUGUUGUGUAUAUUAACAUACACGCUGAUGAGUUUGUGAGGAAUCAGAGAAGAUGAGGAUUUUAGUUUUACUGCCGGACCAUGAGAAGAGGAGGAUUAAAGCGGAGAUGCCGGUGUCUGGGAACAUGCUGGACGUGUACGGAGCGAUGGCCACGCCCACCGUCGCCGUUAGCAACAGUUGCCCGGCCGACCUGCAGGCCAUCAAGAGAGAGGUGAACGAGGGGGAGACCAAAGCUCUGAUUAAAGAGAGACAAAAGAAAGACAACCACAACCUCAGUGAGUACAAAGUAUUAAUUCACUCAGACCUGCUGUUGGUACUGAGGUCACCACAGAGUUAUGAAAAGCUUCAGUCACAAUAAAGACGGAUUACAAUACAAGACUAUAGCCCUACAUGAGUGUAUAUAUUACAAUGUAACGUUAUCUGAUACAAAGUA
Messenger RNA from Anarrhichthys ocellatus (wolf-eel), 561 nucleotides. RefSeq names its product transcription factor E3-like. Gene Ontology annotation, molecular function: DNA-binding transcription factor activity, RNA polymerase II-specific; RNA polymerase II cis-regulatory region sequence-specific DNA binding. The coding region runs from base 181 to 486 and encodes 101 amino acids. The transcript is spliced from 3 exons. Gene Ontology annotation, biological process: regulation of transcription by RNA polymerase II. NCBI's taxonomy places the organism in Eukaryota, Metazoa, Chordata, Actinopteri, Perciformes, Anarhichadidae. The record is from RefSeq and is a predicted model, not a curated record. Gene Ontology annotation, cellular component: nucleus.